Morus notabilis is the source of this 4412-nucleotide messenger RNA. RefSeq names its product mediator of RNA polymerase II transcription subunit 33A. Gene Ontology annotation, biological process: regulation of phenylpropanoid metabolic process. Bases 180 to 4145 code for a protein of 1321 amino acids. The record is from RefSeq and is a predicted model, not a curated record. The transcript has 12 exons. NCBI's taxonomy places the organism in Eukaryota, Viridiplantae, Streptophyta, Magnoliopsida, Rosales, Moraceae. Gene Ontology annotation, cellular component: mediator complex.
AUGCGAAAGGGGGACUUGAUUUUCAUUGUGACUAGUCAGAAUUAUUUUUGGUCCACCGGUGUAUAGCAAAAUUGUUUCUGCUUCCUUUCACUCCUUGCCUUUCCAUUCCACCGGUUGCAAGUCACGUUUUCCCAUGCAAAAGCAAAACUAGGGAAGAGAAAGAGAGAGAGAGAACAGAAAUGGAGGAGAGAGAGUGGAGCGAGUACGAGCGACGAGUGGUGGAGACGGUGAAAUGGUGCGAAGACCGGAACGAGAGCCCUCUGGUUUGGGCCAUGGAGGUCGGCAAAUUGGCCGACCGAGUUCCGAGCCCCGCGUUAGGUCAGGUCUUGGUCUCCCAUCUCUGUUUCCUCAACAAUCGCCCUUCUCUCUGGAAGUUUCUCGAACAAUCUCUCUCUUCCGGCCUUCUCUCUCCUUUCCAUGUCCUCUCUCUCCUCUCCGCCAGGAUAAUUCCUCAUCGACGUUCUCAACCGGAGGCCUAUAAUCUGUAUCUAGAGCUUCUAAGCAGAUACGGCCUUUCUUUUGAUCCACUGCCACCACAUGCUUCCAAAGAAAAGAUAAUAAAAUCUGUUGAUCUUUCCCUUCGGCUUUCUCAGACGUAUGAUGUUCCUACCUUGGAGCUUGGGCAUGCGUAUGUGUUGUUCUUUUUCAGUGUUGUCAUAGGUUUGAUUGAUAGCAUAUUAGAUGAUUGGGGAUUACAGAAGUCGUCUUUGGAUGUAUCAAGUUUAGCAUUUGUAAGUACUGAUUGCGACGAUAUGGACAUAGAUCCCAGAGAAAGUCAUAAUAUGGGAAGAAAAGAAUAUCGUGGUGAGAUGGGAAGCAAGAAUACUUUGAAGGCCUUGGACGUGCUGGGAAAACUACUAGAAAGCAGAAAAGCUGUGCUUCUACUUCGUCUUGUUCACUUCAAUAUGCCAGAAAAGUUCAAUGGCCUCCUACGUAGGCUAGAGCUUCUUAAAGCCCAUAGGUUGGCAUCCUCGGAUUUGAAACCUGCAAUGCAAUUAUUGGAAAUAUUUUCUGCCAACAUCCUAAGAGUUGUCGGUUGUGAACUCCAUUUAGACAAGCGCCAGAUUAUUGGAAUGCUUGUUGCUAAUGGAUCAUGUAAACCAGUUUCUCUCAGCAAUUAUGAAUCUGGUCGUUCUUCCUGCUGGGUUGCUUUGGAUGUUUACAUGGAAAACACAAUUGAUGGAAAGCAACUUCCUAUAAAAUCAGCUAUUGAUGUGCUUGCAGAUGUAACUGUAACACUCCAAAUACUUAACCAGGCAACAUGGCAAGAAACCUUCCUUGCUCUCUGGUUUUCAGCCCUUAGGCUUGUUCAACGAGAACGCGAUCCUCUUGAAGGCCCGGUUCCCCACCUUGAGGCACGCCUUUGUGUCCUUUUGUCUAUCGUCCCUUUGGCCAUUUCUAAGGUUCUGGAGGAUGAGACCCAAUUGUAUCCCUCCUCUCACCCGUCAACUAUUGUGUCUGGAUAUGAAACUGAUCAUGGUCAUGGUAUGAGUGGGAAGACUCGUGUUCCAAGGAAGCAUGGAUUAAUUUCCUCCCUCCAUGUUCUUGGACAGUUUCCUGCCCUCUUAUGUCCUCCUCCAUCAGUUGUUGGUGCGGCUAAUGUUGCUGUUACAAAAGCUGCUCGAUUUGUACAUAAUUCCAGAAACGAAAAGGAUCGUGUAGAUUAUGGAAGCAAUGGUCAGGGAUUUAUAAAUUCUGGUGGAAACAUGAGACACCUUAUCGUGGAGGCUUGCAUUGCAAGAAAUUUUAUAGACACAUCAGCGUAUUUUUGGCCUGGUUAUGUGCCUGCAUCAGCAAUCUCGCCGUCAGAAGCAUCACCAGUUCAAGAGUCUCCUUGGUCAAAAUUUAUAGAAGGAGCACCUUUGAGUGGAAACUUAAUUAGUUCCCUUGUUUCAACUCCUGCUUCAAGUUUAGCAGAGAUAGAGAAGUUGUAUCAUAUUGCACUACAUGGAUCAGAGGAAGAGAAGUCAGCUGCAGCAAAGAUUCUAUGUGGUGCAUCUUUGAGAAGUGGAUGGAACACUCAGGAACAUGUGGUGCGUGUUCUGGUCAAGCUUCUGUCUCCUCCUGUACCUCCCAACUAUAAUGGAGAAAGAAGUCACCUCGUUGAUUAUAUGCCGAUGCUGAGUGGCAUCCUUUAUGGAGCUUCUUCUGUUGAUACUGUUCACAUAUUUUCUUUGCACGGUGUGGUCCCCGAGGUUGCUGCUUCUUUGAUGCCACUUUGUGAGGUCUUUGGUUCGCUUGAACCUACUACAUUAAGCGCCAAGUCAAGCAAGGGUGAUGAUCCCUCCAUUUACAUGGUUUUUUCUUUAGCAUUUCUUUUUCUUCUUCGUCUAUGGAAGUUCUAUAGACCUCCUCUUGAGAACUGCAUUACGGAGCACACCAGAGCAGUUGGAGGUGAGCUUAGUCUGGAGUAUCUUCUGUUAUUGCAUAAUAGCCGCACUGCCUUUUUUCAGUAUGAAACAGACAGCAAUCCAGGUCGGAUUGAAAAUGCCUCUGAUAAUGGCAUAUACGUUCAUUCCUUCCCGAAAUUACAGACCUGGUAUUGGCAAAACAAGUCUUGUGUGGCUUCAACUCUUUCUGGCCUCUCUAGUGAAAGCCCUGUUCAUCAAGUUGCGAAUAAGAUCUUAAACAUGAUAUAUUUGAAAAUAACUAAAACUGGAUCUGCAUUGGGUAACUCUUCAAUAUCGUCCAGUAAUGGCUCCUUUACAAGCUCUGGAGAAGAUUCCUUUCAGAGACCCAUGCACCUUCCUGCCUGGGAGGUGUUAGAAGCUAUUCCUUUUGUUCUUGAGGCAAUUUUAACUGCUUGUGCUCAUGGAAGACUUUCCUCUCGCGACUUGACAACAGGCUUGAGAGAUCUUGUCGAAUUUCUGCCAGCAUCCCUUGCUGCUAUUAUUAGUUACUUCUCUGCAGAAAUUACUCGCGGUAUAUGGAAAUCAGUCCCAAUGAAUGGAAAUGAUUGGCCAAGUCCAGCACCGAUGCUUCCAUCGGUUCAGUCUGAAAUAAAAGAAAUACUUGCUGCUGUUGGCGUCAGUAUUCCAAGCUAUUUCUCUGAGGCUUCACAAAUAACGCUUCCACUGCCUAUGGCUGCUCUUGUGAGUUUAACUAUUACUUUUAAGCUAGACAAGAGUCUCGAUUACAUCCAUGCUGUUGCUGGACCAGCCUUAGAGAGUUGUGCCUCAAGUUGCCCUUUGCCUGGCAUGCCUAUUGUAGGCAGUCUUUGGGCCCAAAAGGUCCGGCGCUGGCAUGACUUCAUUGUUGUUUCAUGCUCGCGUUCUGUAUUCAGACACAAUAAAGAAUCUGUUGCCCAACUCCUUAGAAGUUGCUUCACCACAUAUCUUGGAUCACUCCAUGUUUUAACCCCAUCAUUGUCCAAUGAAAGUGGUGUGAAUGGUCUGCUGGGAUCCACCAUCUCAGAUCGCAGUGUUCGUCGUUUUCUUGCACCUGGAUUUCUUUACCUUCGCUCUUGGCAGUCAAUGCAGAAUGUCCUAUACAUCAACGUUGUGAUUGUAGAACUUGUUGCAGAGUAUGCUCGGACCUCAGCUCUGAGAUGGGCAACUGCAGAAUCUCCUCGCUUGAAAUCUAGCCAAGCAUCACUUUGCCUUGCCACUGCAAGGGCAAGGGAGGUGGCUACGCUUGGUGCAAGCCUUUUAUGUGUUGCAGGCGGGUUUCGGAUGGUACAGGAACUGUACAUGGAGACUAUCCCAACCUGGCUACUCUCGAGGAAGGAUAUGAAACAAGGGGAAGUGAGUGCUGUAUCCCGUGUAGUGGAAGGAUACGCCAUGGCAUAUCUAUUCCUUCUUUCAGGCUCUUUGCUGUGGAGUGUACAUGGAAAACUGCCAAAGUGGGUAUUAACAAAAAGAGUACGCAUCGUUGGGGUCCACAUGGACUUUCUGGCUGGGGUAUUGGAAGGAAAAAUAGCACUGGCUUGUCAUCCUGCCACUUGGAAAGCUUAUGUCUCUUGUUUAGUUGGCUUAAUGGUGAAUUUUGCUCCAGCAUGGAUUCAAGAACUGAAGCUAAAGACCUUGAGGACGUUGGCAAGCGGAUUGAGAGGAUGGCAUGAAUGCGAGUUGGCUCUCGCUCUUCUUGAAAGAGGUGGGGUUGCGGCCAUAGGCUCUGCUGCCGAAUUACUAAAUGUAAUUUGCUGAAUUCGAAUCUAGAAUGUAGAAUUGGAUCAUUGUUGUUACAAGAGAACACCCUCAAAGUUAGUUGCCUUUUUUCUCUCUUUUGUUUUUUGGUUUUGGUUUUGCUAAAUAUGUUUUUUCCCCCCUUACUUGCUUUGGCAAAGUGGUAUUUCCACUCGACAAGUUUCUUGAAGCUACGAGGCACGUGUUAAAAUAUAUUAGGAAGCUUAACAGGCCUGACAAACUUCGGUAACCCACUAGUAUAAACGGUUCAAAUGGUGAAAAUGCCAC